Cyclopterus lumpus (lumpfish) is the source of this 1055-nucleotide messenger RNA. It is a transcript of the gene sumo3b, whose product is annotated as small ubiquitin like modifier 3b. The transcript is spliced from 4 exons. Gene Ontology annotation, molecular function: protein tag activity; ubiquitin-like protein ligase binding. Gene Ontology annotation, cellular component: nucleus. NCBI's taxonomy places the organism in Eukaryota, Metazoa, Chordata, Actinopteri, Perciformes, Cyclopteridae. Gene Ontology annotation, biological process: protein sumoylation. The record is from RefSeq and is a predicted model, not a curated record. Bases 115 to 402 code for a protein of 95 amino acids.
UUAAAUUUCAGUGCGCGCGCCUGGUCCAAGCGAAACGCCGGAGGAACCGAUAACCCGCUUCACCGCAAACAGUCUGCCUCUGCGUUAUUAAUUAAACCCGGGAACAUAAGCACAAUGUCCGAAGAAAAGCCAAAGGAGGGAGUGAAGACAGAGAACGACCACAUUAACCUCAAGGUAGCUGGUCAGGAUGGGUCAGUUGUACAGUUCAAAAUCAAAAGGCACACCCCACUCAACAAACUCAUGAAGGCAUACUGCGAAAGACAGGGAUUGUCAAUUCGUCAGAUACGGUUUAGGUUUGAUGGACAGCCAAUUAAUGAAACGGACACACCUGCACAGCUGGAGAUGGAGGAUGAGGACACUAUUGAUGUAUUUCAACAACAGACAGGAGGAGUUUCUUCUUAAGUCGAAUGUGGACUCUUGGAACAACAUCCACAUCAUUAUUUUCUUGUUGUAUUUGUUUUCUCUUAAUUCCCCUCCUACCCCCUACCCCACUGUGCUUGGUCAGGCUGUUCACAACAUAAAAGAAGGUUUUUCAUUUGGGGCCAAAUCCUAACUUUGAAAUGCAGAGUAAUUUUUUUUUAAAGUGUUUUAUUCACAUUAAUGGAUGAUUUGAAAUUGUCCAAGACAGGGGCACGUCUCCGAUAGAUUAGGCUUGUAAUAAAGAAGAACAAAUAACACACUGCGAUCUUUUGAUGUUGAAAUGACCUCAUGCAUGUCUCAUAAACCAUAAGCUGAACUACAUGCCAAAAUUUCCUUUUUUGUUUAAGUUUUCCAGAUUGUUGGGAGCAUAUAAAUUCAGGGUGGGCUUAACUAUUUUUAAUUCAAGUACUUGGAGGAGAACUGCUAGAUGGCAGCCUUUGGUUUCUCUCUAGUUGACAUGACAACUUUUAGUAGUAGGUUUUUUUUUUGUUUUUUUUAAGGAACAUUCAAAUUAUUUGUAUCUGCCCAAGAAAAAGCUGUUUGUGCUGAGAAAGAUCCAUAUGGAUGGUGUACCUCAAUACUGUCACCCUCGACUCAUUGGUAAAUAAAGUACAGUAAUGUUUCUGGACCAAAAA